This is a messenger RNA of Dreissena polymorpha, 6620 nucleotides long. Its product is annotated as protein tweety homolog 1-A-like. Gene Ontology annotation, molecular function: volume-sensitive chloride channel activity; intracellularly calcium-gated chloride channel activity. Gene Ontology annotation, cellular component: plasma membrane. The transcript has 15 exons. The coding region runs from base 165 to 1730 and encodes 521 amino acids. Lineage: Eukaryota; Metazoa; Mollusca; Bivalvia; Myida; Dreissenidae. The record is from RefSeq and is a predicted model, not a curated record.
AAGGAAACUGUCGGGGUUUUAAAUUGCUUAACCCAUUGCACAGUUUUGGCCUCUUUUCUCUAUGCACAGUCUACUAAAGUCACGUGACGAAAAUAAGACAAGAUAUUAGGAUUGACUUUUCAAUUUUCAUUGAAAUCGAUUGAUGGACAUUUAGUUUCAGCAAUAUGACAGUUACCCCAAAUCAACCCUAUUAUCGGGUUGAACAAAUAGCUAGAUUUCUACACGAUUUCCCACAUAUAGAUUUCAAGUUCGAGAGCGUCAAUUCAAGUUUCGAUCUCCAACGCAAUGACUACAAAGAGUCGAUCAUAUUUCUGGCUGCAAUACCAGUGGCCUUUUGUGUACUGGUGUUUCUGCUGACAUUUGCCUGCCUCUGUUUUCACUGCUGCUGCAAAGACAGACCAACAAAGAGGCAUAAAACAACAUGCACGCGCUGUGUGCUGGGCCUCUUCAUUAUACUUGCAAUAGGAAGCAUUGCUGUCGGAUUCUUUGGAAAUGAGGAAGGGAAUAAAGGUGUCCAGUCUACCAUUGAUGCCAUCCAGAAUACAAAUGAUACUCUAUCUGGAUCCUUAGAUACGUUGAAAGCGCUGGACGGCAUUGCUGACAACAUCACUUCUAUAUGGGUGGAUGCCUUGAAACAGGUGAUAAAUGACCACCUAAAAACCAAUGUCACAGUGCAGAACGAGGUUCUUAAAUUGGUUGAAGAUAUCCGCAGCCACUCGUCACAAGUUCGAGGGGACCUGCAGGACAUUCAGAACAAGGUCAACAAGAUUAAUUUGGACCCCAUUCUGGAAAAGACAGGGCAGGCAGAAAAUUACAGAUGGAUUGGCACAAUAUCCAUGUUGUGUUGGGAGAUGCUUGUACUUGUUGUGUACAUAAUUGCCAGUCUGAAGAAAUCAAAGUACUGCAUCAUUUGGGGCCUUGCUCCUGGAGUGAUGUCACUUCUGCUUGCUUGGGCCAGCACAGGGGUGUAUCUUGGUGGAUCUGUGGCGGUGAGUGAUUUCUGCAUGAAUCCAGAUGCUUUUAUUAUCAGCCAGUUGGAGCAAAAAGUUUCACCUGCUGUCAUUCAAAGCUAUGUCCAGUGCAAGAACCAGACGGACCCUCAGACAUUCUCACAGGCCUUACGUGAUGCGUUAAUGUAUGUCCAAAAAGCCAACGAGACAUUAGAUGAUAUACUGAGUAAAACAGCCAAGUACAACAUCUCUAAAUAUCUUGAGGCGCCAGUGCGUGCCCUGAGGGAGGGCCUGAGGGAGGCCAAUGCAAACGUGAUCAGUCUCAGUAACACCGUGUACUGUGGACAGAUCCACACCAACUAUGUGAAAGCCCUGCACGGCAUCUGCAAUAGAGCUUUGGUGGGCAUGUCGUUGGUGUUACUGGUUCUACCCAUACUUGGACUAUCCUUGAUGUUUGUGCAGUGCCUCGCCCCCAGGAUCUGGCUGCUUCUUAGUAGACAGAAAGAGAUUAAAGAAGUUGAUGUUCGAGACCCGUUCUUACCUCGGCCCCCCAACUACAAUGGGUAUGGAACAAUCACAGAAGAAAGGACCCCCUUGCAGAGCCCACCUGACUUCCGGAAUGAUGGUGACAUUAUGACAAGGUCAGCCAGAAGUGUCUCUGAUGACUCCCCACCACCCGCUUACAAAAGAGUGAGCAGUUAUUCUGAACAAGUACUUGAUCUUGGGACAUUUCCCACUCGAAACAGUGGGAUAAAUCACUAUGCUAGUAGCAACAUUUAGGUAUUAUCCAGGCAGUUUUGUAGAGCAAUAUUCCAGACUGGGCACGUUCCCUCAGACUGAGAGGCGCAACUAUUAGUUGCAUGUAGCCGCAAGCCUCCCACCAAUCAGAAGCAAGAAUUUAAGUCAAGCAAAGUAUUUACUAUGGUGCAAUAAUGUUUGCAGAAAUGGGACAGGAACUGACCAAUGAAGUUUGUUGCUAGAUAUUUAAAUACCAGUCCUGUACAACUGCCACUUUGUAAGAAAUAGUGCCGGGAAUUUUUAUAGUUGAUUGUUACCAGUAUAUUUUGUAAGUUGUUUGUGUCUUAUAAUAUUGUUGUCUGCUUUUUUAUGCUUAACUUUUUUGAAAAAAGGAAAGCUAGUCUACUGGCCCAAGCAUCUGCGUCAAAGCCUGGUUCAAGAUUUUUGGCAAUGCUAGUCUCUCAGGAAUGGCUGAAGGGAUUUCAUUCAAACUAACAACGUAUAUUCCCUUUAAAAAAUGGCCCCAUUCGCCAGGUUUGGUUAAACUUAGGGGCCAUUUUACACUUAAUAAUUUAAGAAGCACUGUUUAGCCAGAUUUAUGUUUUUUGGUUUUCUAGUUUCUUAGGAAUGGAUUAGGUAAUUUCAUUCAAAUUUACAACAUGUAGUUCCCUUAUUUAAAUGAAACAAUAUUUCAAUUUCGGCAAGGCAUAAAGGAAGAUAAAGGUAAAGGUGAUUGUAACUUGGUAUUUAAAAAUGCUGUCUUCUUAUAUUUUUUAGAACAAAUUGAGCCAUUGUGAUGCAACAAUAUAAAUAUUUUUCGACAACUUCAUUUUUGCUUGCAUAUUGACUACUUGGGUCAAGGUCAACAUAUAUUUUAGUAAAUAGAUUUAUGAUAUGGUUUAAACUCUAAAGUCAAGGUUUAUGUUUCUUGUAGCCUUGUAGGAUAUUUUGCAAAUUAGAAAAACACUAACUUAUUUGAUAGCUAAAAUAACUUAACCCCUAAACAAACAGUUAAGCUUAGAAACUCGGACAAAAACAAGAAAAGUUGAGCGCUGUCCUUGCACAGCUCUUUUUUAUAAAAAAAAAUAAUUGUACUUUUGAUUCUGUAAAUAUUUUUUCUGAUUGUGUACAAAAUACCAGUGAUACAUUUAUCAAGGUCUUUCUAAGGCUAUGUUGUACAAGUUCUACAAAUUGGUAACUGAUUAGAUAGAAAUUUUAUUUAAAUAUAUGCUAAAACAAUUACCCAUAACACAUACAUUUUGUAUGUUGUUCACAUCUAAUUAUCCAAAAUCAGUCUCUAGAAUUUUCCUCCUCUUGGAUUUCUCCUCAAUCACACCCUUGAAUAUAGUGCCUUUUUAUGUGCAUGCAUGUAUAAGCAUGUAACUUUUUUAGUCUUUACAGUUUUGAUAUCAUAAUUUAUCUAAAUUCCUGUAUUACUUUGUUAUAAUAAUAUCCGUAAUAAUGCUUAACAAAUAAAACCCUUGUUAAAUAGUAUCUACAUGUACUUAUGUGUGGAGUCUGUACAGGCUUAUCAUGGACCACUCUCCUUCCUGGACUCGAUUUGUGUUUUUCAAAGAACAAUUCAUUAAAAGCAUAUUAUCGUUCCUGAUUAGAUUGUGCUGACUGCCCAUAUUUUUCUAUCAUAUAUUUUAUAUAAUCCAUGAAAAAAAUUAAAGCGGUUGUUUAGUUAGAAUGUUUUAUAUGUUUAAUUGUUUGUAUAUGACUGUUAAUACCUUAGAUAUGUAAAUAGUGUUUGUAAGUAAUAAUUUGUGUAGGUAACUUGAUUUAUCAAACUAAUAGUAUAGACAAUCAAAUUUUAAAUAAAAAAGAUAAUAGUUUUUUAAAAAGUUAAAUAGUUAUAGAUGUAGAUAAUAUUUUUUAUACAUAUUUAUGUAAAGUAAUGUUCUCUAUUUUUUGCAGCUUGUUUUACAUGUAGUUCAACUAUUCAUUGAAUAGUUCAAGCUUUAUUUGGUACUUGUUUGAUUGUAUUGAUGAAAUGCUCUGGCUGAGUAACUAACUUACUACAUUAUCAAAUCGAAACAUCAAAAACGCGUGCAGGCUUAUCAUGUAAGAUCAUUGACAGAAAAUGUAAUAACAUUAGACUUACUGAGUGGACAAAUAUUUAAGCACACACUGUCAUGGGGCAUCUCCUGCUGGUAAACCAAUCAGUCUAGUUUUGUAAUCUUUAUUGUUGAGCUAUUUUGAUAAGUCAAUGCAUGGCAUUUGUCACAGUGCAUUGGGUGUUAUGCAUCUGCAGUUUGUAGCUUGUUACUACUCUAGAGGCCCCAUUUGUUUUCAAAUAUUGAUAAAACUUGGUCAGACUGUGUAUGUUGACAAUGUCUAUACCAUGUUCAAAUUUAAUUUUUGGCGUCUAGAAGCAUGGUUCCCAGGUUAAAUCUAAGAAAAACCACGUUCCAUCUCUAGAAGCCAUAUGUAUUACUCAAUCUUGAUUGAACUUUGUCAGAGGCUGUCUUGACAAUAUUAAGGCGGAGUUUGAGUGUUGAUCACAUGCGGCUUACAAAUAGGUUACCAUGUUAAAUCUUAUAAUAUAAAAAACUUUUUACCACUCUGGAAACUACAUGUAUGAUUCAAUCUUGAUAAAACUUGGUCAGAAUGGUAAUCUUGGCAACAUCUUAGCCUAGUUUGAAUCUGAGAAACAUGCAUCCAAAGGUCAAAUCUUUGACAAACGUAUGUUAUCAAUCUAGAAGCAGCAUUUAUUACUCAAUCUUGAAACAAAAAUGGUCAAAAUGUUUAUUUUAACAAUAUCAAGGCUGCAUUGAAAUCUGAGUCAAGUGUUUAAAAAACUAGGUCACCAGGUCAACUCUUUGACAAUUGGUGUACCUUGAGGUGAGUGCACUAUGGCCACCAUAGCCCUCUUGUUUAGAAUAGUGCUGUGUUUUGUAUCUGCAUAAUAACUGUGUCUAAGUCAAAAAUUGAUGUUCUGUUGUAGGAAGCGGACAACGACAACGAGCGAGGCAUGGUAUUGUAAUGCGCAUGGGAGGGGGGGGGGGGGGGGGUAAGAGUGUUAUGGUAAGGUUUAGGAUUAGGGGUGGGGUUUGGGUUAGGGUUAGCCUUAACCCUAACCCGACCCAUAACACUCACUCUAACCUAACCAUAUCCCAGGGUUAUCUCGCCUAUACCAUGCCUCGCUCGUUGUAACUGUCCUCUUCCCGUUUUUAUUGGAGAACAUUAUGCCAUUAGUAUUGUCAGAGGUCUGAGUUUUAGAAAAGUGUGUGGGGUAAACAAUUUUAGGAACAGAUUUUGGCUUGGUCUAAACAUUCUGCUCUUAAGAAUAGGAUGUGCCAUAUGAGAUGUAACGCUGUUUCUUUCUGUCCAUUAGCCCGAUGCCUUUUAGAAAAAGAGAACUUCAUGAUCCAUAUUCUUUUUUGGUAAAUCUUAUUUUGUUUAUUCAUUUGGGGACAGGGCACUUGUUUCUGUUUGUGACACACAAUAAAACUGUUUUUAUCUGUCCUUUUACCUUUUAAAAUUUUGUAAAGCUCUCUUUAUAUAAAUGACGUCUGCAAAGAAGGAACUACUGUACCAAAAGAAGAUAAAGAUGCCAAGUUUGUGGGAAAAAAGUGCAUUAAAUAUUUAUACAUAUGUACAUUAAAUUGUCUGUAUGUUAAUCAUUGAUCUCCAAUUGUUGAGAUUACUAUUUUGUAUGUAAACAGUAGUAUUGCUCAUUGUAUGUCGUCAUUGCUCAUUACUUCAUGCCCUCUGCAGUAGCCCCUUACCACUUAGAUACGUGUUUUUACGCAUUUGUAGUCCCUUGGAAAGUUAUAUUUAAUUUAAGACCGUUCUUACUUGAUUCAAGUUGCUAAGGCUUCAUUUCCAAACCUUAGAAACUGAUCAGCAGCAAACAGCAUAAAACCUGAAAAGACUGCGGGUUACUCGCAGGCUGUUCUGGUUUUAUGCUGUUUGCACAUAGCCCUUUUCACAUUGUUUCUGAGUGGGAAAGGGGUAGCAGAGUUCUCUAACUCCUGUGGUAACUUAUGAUACUUUACAUGUUUACUGCUUUUUCUUUUGUAUGAGAGGAAGAUGAUUAUACAUGAAGUUCCUGUAGAAAAGCCAAUAUUAAAACUAGUCUUAUAGUUCCCUGUGGCAGAACAAACAUUUGCAAUACAGGGAUUUUUUAUAGCCAGUAUUUGGUCAUAUUCCUUGUGGCAUCUUUUCUCUUUUCUUGUCCCAAGCUUCCUUAUGGAUUUUUUUUCCGACUAGAUGUUUGCAAUUAUGAGAGAAUCAUUAAUGUGUAGAAAUGAAGACUUGAAAAGGAAAUAACCACUUUACUAAUGUGUUUUUGUUCUAAAAUUUGUAUUUUAUUCCCCUUAAAUUAAUACUCAUUUACAUGUAAAAAGUACAAACAAAUAGUCUUUUCCCAAAAUCUUUCUUAAGCUCCAAAUGUCAUGAGUAUAAUUCAUAUUCCAAAAAUUGGCUAGAAAAGGCAGGGUAAAUAAUGUGAGUUAUUGUUAGUUUUGAAUAACAACGCUAAAACUUCAUUAGCAGUAUGGUAAUUCUAUAACUACAUUCGUGUUUACUUUGAUGUUAGCAUUUAUUUUUCACAAAAGGCUUGAUAGAAUUUUUGAUAAAAAAGUUAAUAUUCUUAAAUAAUGAAAAGUUAUUGUUUCAAUAAGCCCUGUGUUAAAAAUGACCUGUUUGGGAAUGAAACUGUGAUUUGGUCCGUCUCAAUUGAUACAGUAAUCUUCAACAUGUACCAAUUAAAAAACAAAUAUUAUUUUUUAAUAUAAACUUUAAAAGAUGUUUUUUGUUGUUUUUUUGUUGAUAAUGUAACUGUUGAUUCUUUUGUAUAAAUAGUCUAUGGUUAUUAAUCAUAUUAGUAUGUAAAGUUGUUUCAUGUUUAUUGUAUAAAAUUUAUUUUUGUAACAUGUUUAUUGAGUGGUAUGAUUUAUUAAUGUCAUAAAAUUAAUAAUCAUU